AUGAGGCUCUAUGACGAUCUCCUCGCCAACGGGUACUACACGACGCGGCUGUGGAUUGGGACGCCGCCGCAGCAAUUCGCGCUGAUUGUGGAUACGGGAAGUACGGAGAAGGUUCCUGAGAGUGAGAAGACUGAUCAUCUAUUGGCUUUGCUCGUAGCAGAGGCAUCUCGGGUUGAAGGAACUGGCCAUCCCUUUCCCUUAACGAUUGUGUUUGUUGAAAGGAAGACGAGAUGUGACGAAGUUGCUGAAGCUUUGGUAGCACAAGGGUUGCAUGCAGUUGCUCUUCAUGGUGGUCGUACACAAACUGAAAGAGAAGCUGCUCUACGUGAUUUUAGAAAAGGCACUACCAGUAUUUUGGUUGCCACUGAUGUUGCAUCUCGCGGUUUGGAUGUCUCAGGAGUUGCACAUGUUAUCAAUUUAGAUCUUCCAAAGAGCAUGGAAGAUUAUGUACACCGGAUUGGAAGGACGGGAAGAGCAGGACUCUUCGGCACCAUAUCUGCUAGCUUCUCUUGUCUGCUUUCGUCGUCCACUGCGACACAGCUACGUCAUUCUCCUCCUCGCCCAGCGCAUCCGUGA
Messenger RNA from Malus domestica (apple), 576 nucleotides. The record is from RefSeq and is a predicted model, not a curated record. NCBI's taxonomy places the organism in Eukaryota, Viridiplantae, Streptophyta, Magnoliopsida, Rosales, Rosaceae.